AUGGUGCAGUGUCAUCCGCCGUUGGAAAUAGAAGAAUUACCAAAAGAAGACGAAGAAAGGCUAGAAAAAUUAUUUUCUAAAUUAGACACGGAUGGAAAUGGCAAAAUUGAUAUUCACGAUUUGUCUGUUGCUCUCAAGGAGUUGGCCCCGCACAUUAAUCGCAGCUAUGCAGAGAAAUUUCUGGCAAAAACUGGCAAGGAUGCUGGUGAUGUUACAUUAUCAGAAUUUAUUCAUUAUGUCCGGGAGCAUGAGAAGAAUCUUAGGUUGCAGUUCUCCCAUCUUGAUAAAAAUAGGGAUGGAAAAGUUGACUUAGAAGAACUUAUUUCAGCAUUUGCUGAUUUAGGAAUUGCAGUUGGUAGAAAUGAAGCGACGAAUUUGCUUAAAAGGAUGGACCAGGACGGCAGCUUGAACAUAAGCUACGACGAAUGGCGGGACUACCUCCUACUGGCGCCGGCGACGGAUAUACACGCUUUAAUUCACUUUUGGCGACACUCUACUUAUCUGGAUAUUGGUGAGGAUAUGAAUGUACCAGAUGAUUUCACUCCAAGUGAAUUGCAAACGGGAAAGUGGUGGCGACAUUUGUUAGCUGGCGGUAUUGCUGGAGCUGUGAGCCGUACCUGCACGGCUCCUCUUGAUAGACUUAAAGUAUUUUUACAGGUAAAUCCAACUAGGGAAAAUAUGACCAAAUGCUUAGCUAGAAUGAUCAAUGAAGGAGGUAUUAGCGGACUGUGGCGAGGUAACGGAAUAAACGUUAUAAAGAUAGCUCCAGAAUCGGCGAUAAAGUUUGCCGCGUACGAGCAAGUGAAGCGCUUGAUAAAAGGCGAAAAAAAUAACCACCCACUAGAAAUAUACGAGCGUUUCGCCGCCGGAGCUACAGCGGGUGCGAUUAGUCAAACUGUGAUUUACCCACUAGAGGUGCUAAAGACAAGGUUAGCUUUAAGAAAAACUGGCCAAUAUACUGGCAUCAUGGAUGCUGCGAAGAAGAUAUACAGGAGGGAGGGACUUAAAUGUUUCUACAAAGGAUACAUUCCAAAUAUCCUGGGGAUAGUGCCUUAUGCGGGCAUCGAUCUUGCGGUGUAUGAAACUCUGAAGAAGAAGUAUAUAAACAAGUAUCAGGCUCACAACGAACAACCGGGCAUGUUGCUGCUGCUCGCUUGCGGCAGCGCCUCGUGCACGCUGGGACAAGUGUGCUCCUACCCUCUAGCGCUUGUGCGGACACGGUUGCAAGCCCAAGAAAAAGCUGCGAAGGGCGCAGAAGGCACAAUGCGAGGUGCAUUUCGCGAGAUCGUGCAGAGGGAGGGCUUGCGUGGGCUCUAUCGAGGGAUCACGCCCAACUUCAUCAAGGUCAUUCCGGCCGUCUCUAUCUCGUACGUCGUCUACGAAUACACAAGCCGAUCCCUCGGGGUUAACAUGACG
Brenthis ino (lesser marbled fritillary) is the source of this 1416-nucleotide messenger RNA. NCBI's taxonomy places the organism in Eukaryota, Metazoa, Arthropoda, Insecta, Lepidoptera, Nymphalidae. The record is from the annotation of a GenBank genome assembly.